AUGACCGUUGAAGAGAAGGCCGGUCAGAUGUAUCAUGGUCGCGACAUCCCAGGCCGGGGAGAUGAAACCAGAGGCAUGGUCAAGGAUAAUCUCAUGACGCACUUCGUUUACAGUGGCGGAAUCAGUGACACCGACGCCUUCAUCGACUGGCAUAAUGAGCUACAGGCACUUGCACUCAACUCGACCCGCUUAGGAAUACCCAUUACGAUCUCCACCGAUCCCCAACACGGCUGGACGCAGGAUGGCGGAACUUCAAACGUCGGGCUAUCUUUCUCACGAUGGACGGAGCCCAUGGGUCUCGCUGCUCUUCGAUCCCCGGAAAUGACGUUUGCCUACGGCGACGUUGUGAGGCAGGAGCUGUCUGCGGUUGGCGUUCGGCAAGUGCUCUAUCCUCAGGUCGAUCUCGCAACGGAACCGAGAUGGGGUCGCACUGGGCUCACCAUGGGCGAGGACGCCAACUUGACCAGCACUCUUCUUAUUGAGAUACUUCGAGGUUUUCAAAAGACUGAGGAAGUCGGAAUCGAGUCUAUCGUCGCUACGGUCAAGCACUUUCCAGGUGCAGGGCCGAUGCAGGACGGCGAGGACGCACACUUCCCGUGGGGAAAGUGGCAAGUGUAUCCGGGAAACAACUCGGAGUACCACAUGGUUCCUUUCAAAGCCGCCAUAAGCCGUGGAGUGCCUCAAAUCAUGCCAUAUUACUCCCUUCCCAAAGGAACUGAGUGGGAAGAGACUGGGUUUGCCUUCAGCAAGGAAGUCAUCACCGGCCUUCUCAAAGAGAAACUUGGUUUCAAGGGAAUAGUUCUCACGGACUUUGGAAUUCUCACUAUGACACCGUGGGGUGUUGAGGACAAGACCGAAUUGGAGAGAACGCAGCUCGCCAUUGAUGCAGGAUGCGACAUUAUCGGCGGCGAAUCGAGCACCCAGCUGACUAUCGAGCUCGUCACUUCUGGGGCUAUCAAAGAAGACCGGAUCAACGAAUCAGUUCGGAAACUCCUCAGACAGAAGUUUGAGCUGGGAUUGUUUGAUAAGCCGUUCGCUGACAAGAACUUGGCUAAAGCAGUGCUUGCAAAGGAGGAGUUCACCCGCCUCGGAAACGAAACGCAGCGUCGUUCUUUCACCCUCUUGACGAACAAGAACAACUUACUUCCUUUGCCUCGCGCAGCACGCAGAGCCAAGAUAUACGCUGAAGGAAUCGACAAAUCUGUUCUCGAACAGCGUGGUCUCACCCUUACUGAUGACCCUGAUAAUGCGGAUUAUGCCUUCCUUCGACUUGCAUCGCCACGGCGACAACCCGAUGGCUCGGAUUUGGCUGCGGUGCUCAUAAACAAUGGCACACUUGAAUUCAACUCCACGGAGCAGGCCCGCCAAAAGGAGAUUUACUCCGCCGUUCCGACGAUCGUGGACAUCAAGUUCAACCGCCCAGCCGCCAUACCCGAAGUUGCGGAACAAGCUGCAGCGCUGAUGGGAAGCUAUGGAAGCAGUCACGACGCGUUUCUUGAUGUAGUCUUUGGUAUCGAUGGGUGGGCACCUGAGGGCAAGCUACCGUUCGACAUGCCGCGAUCGAUGAAAGCUGUGGAAGAGUCAUUUGAGGAUCUGCCGUUCGACACGAAAGAUCCGUUGUUCAGAUUUGGUAAUGGACUUCAGUAUGAUACCAAACCCUGCGCUCGCCGACCUCACUCUAUGAGGUCAUAA
Molecule: messenger RNA, 1692 nt
Organism: Colletotrichum karsti
Lineage: Eukaryota; Fungi; Ascomycota; Sordariomycetes; Glomerellales; Glomerellaceae
Product: periplasmic beta-glucosidase/beta-xylosidase
Exons: 1
Coding region: 1-1692 (563 amino acids)
Biological process (GO): glucan catabolic process
Molecular function (GO): beta-glucosidase activity
Source: RefSeq, a predicted model, not a curated record